Molecule: messenger RNA, 1887 nt
Organism: Symbiodinium necroappetens
Lineage: Eukaryota; Dinophyceae; Suessiales; Symbiodiniaceae
Source: the annotation of a GenBank genome assembly
AUGGGAGAUUGGGUGCCGAGUCGAUGGACGCAGCAAUCGAGACAGCCCUCGGCCGAUUUGGCGGAGAAGCCGCCUAGAGGAGUCGAUGCGGUGACUGCGCGGAAAAUCUACCGCCACCACCAACGGCAGACAGUCGAAGCACUUGACAGGUUGCUGAACGAAGUGAUCGACAAGUCGCUCUUCGACUUGGCACUAGAGGUUCUGAAGAAAGUUCGUCCAGAUGCAGCGCAGUGGGACUCGCUCUCCGCCCGCAUGGCGACCGGACCCCAGGCUGACGAGCUGCGGGCUGUUUUCUCAUCCGAGGGCGAGGGCGGAACGCCUAAGGUCGUUGAGAUGAGCGGUGGAGACGAGGAUGCAGAGGAGGAUGAGGCGAAGAAGGCAGAGGCGAAGCUGGCAGAAACUGCCUCCACAAAGGCAUCUGCGCCCAGCCUCGGGAGUGCCAUCCCGAAGAAGGCGAGCCCGGCGGCGCCGACGGCGCAGGUGGUGCCGCCGAUGCAGAAAGCUGUGCCGACAGGGCCGGCUGCCGGAGCGGGCGGACCGGUGCAGGUGCAAGCGCCGCUCCCUGGGCCGCCUGCAAUGCACGUGAUGGGCACCCCGAUGAUGGGGCAGAUGCCCAUGAUGGGCUUUCAGCCAUCAUGGGGCCUGCCGAUGAUGAGUGGCGUGGCCUUAGCCGCAGCCGCCAAGGCAGAGGAGGAAGCUAAGGCGAAGGCCCAGAAAGAGGAGGAGGAGGAGAAGAAGAGGCGGGAAGCAGAAGCCAAAGCAGAGUGGGAGAAGGCCAGGGCCCGGUCAGAGGCCGAGGCACGGGCACGCGAGAAGAGGGAGAAGGAGGAGGCCAAGGGUGCUGCACCCGAGCUGCCACCUGCGGAGUUUGAGGAGAUCGUGAACUCUAUGCCGGUGACACCCUUCUGGAAGAUUCCCCCACAAAAAGCAGACAUUCCGCUGGGCAUUCGGCUACGGGUGUUUGAUGGCGGGGGUGCAAGAGAAGUCGCCAGCAUGGCCGUGACGAAGCCACUGAUUUUUGGCAUGGAUGCCGAGCGCUCUCACGUUGUUGAACGAAGAGGGCAGGGUGUCUAUGCAGAGCACGUGGCUUUGGUCUACACUGCCAAGGGCUUCCACCUCAAUCCGAUUUCCGGACAAAGUGUGCAAUCAGCUGUGACGCAUCACCCAAAGCUCUUGGUGAAGCUUCGCACAGAAUGCGAGGAGAAGCUGUCGGGCGAGCGACGAAGCCAUGUCAUGGGCCUGCUGGACCAGAUGGAGAAACAGGAAAUCAGAUCUGUUUUGUUCCAACCUGGUGACGGUCGCAAGAAGCUGACUUGGCAGUCCUGUGUCUUCAGCCUGGGCCGCUCGGAGCGCAUCUACUUCCUGGACUUGGUGUCGAAAGCAGACGAACUAGCCCAGGAAGCUGGAGGCCUUAAAGCCUCCGAGAAAGAUGGUGGUUCCAGGUCAAAGCCGGAGGAAGCUCCCGCUGACAACGAAGCAGAAAAAGCCACUUCCCCGAAGGAGGAGAUGGCUGCGGCCGCAGAGGCCCCCAAAGCUGCUGAAGAGCCAGCUGAGUCUAGAGCGAAGGCCAGCAACGAGCAGGACGAGAGCAAAGAAACUCCAGGCCCCCCGGCCAAAGCAAGUGAGCCGAAGGAAGCCAAGGAGACGAAAGCCAAAGAAGCCAAAGAGGCGAAGGAAGACAAAAAGCAGAAGAAAAGCACAAGUCGGAGAAGACGUGCUGGCAGAAGCAGAAGCCGCAGCAAAGAGAAGCGAGAUCGCGAUCGCGACAGAGACCGAGAACGCCGGGCAUCCCGACGCGGACGGUGCGCGCCCCGUGCAAAGCAUAGGGGCGAAUUGAAAAAAGCCAAGUCAGCGUCACAAGAUUCUGCAAAUGCUCGUGUUGUUUAG